This is a messenger RNA of Rhopilema esculentum, 6145 nucleotides long. RefSeq lists its product as uncharacterized. Gene Ontology annotation, molecular function: monooxygenase activity; oxidoreductase activity, acting on paired donors, with incorporation or reduction of molecular oxygen; iron ion binding. Lineage: Eukaryota; Metazoa; Cnidaria; Scyphozoa; Rhizostomeae; Rhizostomatidae. The record is from RefSeq and is a predicted model, not a curated record.
UAUCUCCGAAUAUAAUUUAAUAGGAGUGUGAAUGGUCACAAGAAGAGUUCAAAUGAAAGUCAAGCUAAUGAAUCUGUUCGGAAAUGUUCGGUGGUUUUCUUUAAAGCUAACAGCGUAAGAAAUUGUGGCUCAAAGGUAAAAAAACAAAAAAGUAGACUUCUGGAAAAAGACAAUGGCAUCUUCACGCAAGACUUUGAAGCUUCUUUUUCGGGAGUUAAGUGUGCGAUAAGACCCAGUUAUGGUCUACCCACCUAUUUACCCACCUACCAUAGUCAUUAAAUUUUCCGACGAUAACUUUUCCAUCACUUUUUCCGACGAUAACUUUUCCAUCACUUUUUUCGAACUUUUACUCGCGCUUGUGCAAACGUAUGCAACAACACAAUAACGCUAGACAUUUGUAGAGCGUUGUUCAACUAAGUAAAGCGGUGUUCAGUGAGAGGUCACCGAGCGUACUACACAUUUAGACUCAAUUUCUAAAGUGCAAAGAUCUCAAGCGAGGUCACGUGAUAUUGGCGUUUAAAAUAUGCCAACUUGACAGUGUUAAAAGGGGUGUUUUAACAUACUGAACAACGCUUGACAACAUAAAGAUCAAUAGAAAUGUUAGGCGAUUCACUGAAGAUUUUAUUCUUCUUUUUGAGUUUCCCUCAACCUCUCUGAGCCUCGCCAAACAUCACUGAAUGUCGCUUGUUAAGAUUUCCAAACGUACUUUACAUUCACGCUCUACAAAUGGAGGGAAAUUGCUUUUGACAUUGAUGGAUAGCGUGACGUUUUCUAAGCUGCAUUGCGUAUCAAUAUCAGAGUCACUUUCCAUGACCAACCAUGCAGAUUAAGUUUUUCAGUUAAAAAGAUACUGACAUUCCUUGCCGCAGAUUAAAAAGGAUUUGUAUCUUGUCGUGUAUUGCUGCGUACAUUUCUUUGUCACCUAAGAUUUGGAUAGUCAUUGUGUGAAUGUCAGGUAGAAUUUAGGAGAUAUUUUCUGUGAUAUAUUUAUUCAGAAAUCUUGUUAGCCUCGUUGUUAAUUCGACUGUUAGAAAGUUGUUAUGCAAAUUGCAUUAAACGUUUUUGAAGUCAUUCUCCUACUGAUCUAAGAAAUAAGUCACCAAGCCGCCUCUCGUGGAAAUCUGUUGAUUAUCUAAUAACGAUGUUCAAUGGCCUUAUUGUUCCAUCAAAUGAAAAGAAACUGUUAAGCAGUAGCAGAGCAGCUCAGGCUGAUUAGCGUGAACAAUUCGAAUAUGAUGAUUGUGUAGGUCUCAAGGUUUUUGUUUCUGUCACUAACCACUGUGACAUGAUCCGACAUGUUAUGGCUGUUCCUAUUUAGGUAGCCCAUGUGCCUUUCAAUCUAAAAUUCAAAGAGAACAAGGUACAUACCAUUCAGAAGCAAAAUAAACAAUAGUUGCAUCUUCUGUAUGCAAUAAAGAAAUGGCUACUUUUUCCGUUAUCGUUGCUGGUGCUCUGGUGGUAUCACUCUUUGUUGCAAUAUUCAAGAAACUUUACCACUCGUUUUUUGGCUGUCUUCAAAGUAAAGAUAUUCCCAGCCCGGCUGCCUACCCAAUCCUUCGUCAUAUGCCGUACUUCCUUGACAGCGUUGAUGAUGAUAAAAAACUAUGUGCAUGGGCAGAAGCGUUUAAAAAAGAAGGGAUAUUCAAGUUUGAUCCAUUGCUAGGUUCAGAGAUUAUCUGCGUUUUCAGGGAGGAAUUUCUAAAAAAGAUUCUGGUGAAAAACUGUACAAAAUAUGGUAGACCAACGAAUCUUUCUAAAGUCUUCCCAAAGAUUGCAAAAGGGGUUUUUAUUGUUAAUGGUAAAGAACAUGCUUGGCAAAGAAAAAUGUUGAAUCCUGCCUUCUCAUUUUCGUCAUUAAUGGCAUUUGUGGAGGUAUUUGAUGCCAACACAAACAAUUUGAUAAAGUGCUGGAAAGAUAAAGCUGAAAGCUCCUUGUCGGGGGUUGCAGAGGUAGACAUUCACAAGGAUUUCAGUAAACUGACUUUAGAUGUUAUUGGGGAAACUGCAUUUGGUUAUAAUUUCAAUACACUUACUACUGGGGAAAACAAAAUCAGUCAAUCUGUUGAGCUCAUUUUAUCAGGAAAAAUUGGUGUUGUUGCAAGAGUUUUGAGACGAUACAUACCAUUCUAUGACAUGAUUCCAUUUCCAGGAAAUAUCAAAUUGAAGAAUGCAGCCAAAGUUGCUAAUUCAGUUGUCACUGAGAUUAUCAAGAAAAAGCGGGAAAUGUUAAGCGGUGGCGUAGAUCCUAAUGGUGAUUUGUCAAAAGAUUUGCUUGGCAAAAUGAUAUUGCUGCAGGAUGAGGAAACAGGCCAGCAGUUAUCUGAUGAAGUGAUUGAAUCACAAGUUUUUACCUUCAUGGUUGCUGGACAUGAAACAACAAGUGUUGCCCUAACGUGGACAUUCUAUCUUUUGGCAAAGCAUCCUGACGUUCAAGAGAAGGCAAGAGAAGAGGCAAAGACUGUUCUUUGUAGUUCAAAUGUAGUUCGAAGUGAGCAUCUUGAAGAUCUUCGCUACAUAACUGCGGUUUUAAAUGAAUCUCUCCGGAUGUAUCCCCCUGGUGCAGUCUUUCGGAGAGAGGUUUUGCAAGACGAUGAAAUCGGGGGCUACAAAAUCCCCAAAGGUGCAAAUAUAAUCGUCCCAGUGUGUGUUAUGCACCAUAUGGAGGAGAACUGGCAUUACCAUAACCAGUUUUCACCAGAAAGAUUUCUCAUCGAAGGAGAAAAGCAGCCCGAAGUUGGUAAUUACAAGUUCAUGCCAUUUUCCAAUGGGCCUCGUAACUGUAUUGGACGGAAGUUUGCAGUGAUGGAAAUGAAAGUUAUCAUUGCAAAACUACUGACCACAUUCAAGUUUAAUUUGGGCCCAAGACAAGAACCGAUGCAUACCAAACUGCAACUCACAAUGAAGCCCAAUCCGAAGCCAGUUUUAAGAAUUUCUCCCCUCGAAGACUGAAAUUUCUGUGAUUAAAGGCACAGACUUUUGGUAUAAUGUUAUUCUAUGUCCCAUUUACGCAGGUUUUCCCAAUCAUUUGACUGUAGCUCAGUUAGUCUAUAUUAUUAUAUAUAAUCUUAUAUAGUAUUUCUAUAUAAUUCUCUAUUAAAUGUCUAUAUAGUUCAUACUUGCAGUAAUGUUCAGGAACAGAAUUUUCUUUUUCCGCGUCUCCCUCAGAAAAACUAAGCCAUAACCCGCAAAAUUUCAGGGUUUUAGGCUACGUUCUCUAGAAUGACCAAGCAAUUCAAUUUUCUACUGGAUAAUGAUACAGAAUAACAUAUGAACUUCUUUGCAUGGCUCCCUCAGAAAAACUGGGCUGUAACGAUGAUCGUUGGCUGCUGGUUCGUUACCAUAGGUCGCUCGUUAAAAGCAUAGACUUUCAUGGUCAUUUCUGUUAUUAAAAGUAAUACACUAUGACUCUGUUUUGAAUUUUAGGAAGGAAAUGAACAUGUGUCACUCCUCUCAAGGAAGGAGCUCAUUUUGUCCUCCCCUCAGACCGAUACGUCAUCACUUAUAGUAGCCUUUUAUCCAGACCCAUACAGUUUUUGACAGCAUAGUUUUUCAGAUGAUCUUCACUUGGUCUAUAAUUUCUUCAGAUCAUUUUACAUCAAGGUAGAUGCCUGGGUGGUCCCCUAGCUUGCUGCUGGGAAAACUGUUUUAAAUUUUUUCAGCCAACAAGAGGUCUGUGGAAAUUUCUUGUGAUUAAAGUAUAACAGAGUGUGAGAGGAUGCGCAAACAAUGUCAAAAAUAACUAAUAACAGUAAAUUCAGCAAAGUUGAAAUGCAAAUAAAUCGUACAAAUUCUUGUAAAGCAACAAAUGUCAUAAACUCUUUGUUAACGGCUAUGGUAAUCUGCAAGAGCAAUGACGAUUAAUUAUCAAAUCCAAUACAAUUUUUGCAAAGAUUUAUUUUUAUUUAUUUACCUUACGACCAGUGUGCGACUAUGCUAUCAAAUGAUAUGCAGCCAAUUGAAGCAAAAACGUCACCUAAUGUUUGCCAUUUGCAACUGACAUUAAAUCUUUAGCCUUAGUCUCAAAGUAAAAUCUCCGCUUGGCUUCAGCCAACCCUUUCUAAAAUACUCCUUUACAAACCAACCGAUGGUGCAUUCAAUAAAGGCCAAUUUCCUAUACAAAUCAAAAGAACAUAGCAAAGAACCCUAGUGUAACAAUUUUCCAACUCACUUUCAAGUUAUUUUUCUUGAGAGGUUGUAAAUCUGCCCAGUGCUUGCCACGUGAAAUAAAACUUUGCAAAUGAAGGGUCUGAUUAUCGGAGCUGUCUAGUUUCCAUACUGCUCGACCUGAUGACGAAAUUAGUUUACCCUAAACCUAACCCUAAACCUAACCCUAAACCUAACCCUAAACCUAAACCUAACCCUAACCCUAACCCUAAACCUAACCCUAACCCUAACCCUAACCCUAACCCUAACCCUUUACUUGAAAUAAUUAAUCAUACUAAUUUAUGACUAUUAAUCAUGCUUCUUUAUGACUAUCAGGUCGAGCAGUAUGGAAACUAGACAAUUCCUUGAUUAUCAGGCUACCUCACACGGGGCACCAUUGUAAUGCAUAUACGGCAGCUCAGCAAACAUGCAGACUUCGUUAAAAUAUUGGGCGAUAUUUACGGAAUAAAACAAUGUACUUUGGCGUCAAAGAACUUUUUUGAUUGGAGUAAAGCAUAUCUUUCAAACUAAAGGACAUCAUUCCUUUUUUCAAGCUACCUACAUAUUCGAACAGUGAGACGCUUGUACCCAAAGUUAGGUGGUAACAUAGAUGUUGACCAUAGUCUAUUCACAAUACUUCGACUUGGUUUCGUCUGUUUUGACUUACUGUGAUAGGUUUCACAAAAAAUGAUGGGGUAGAAAUAAAAGAAUAUGACAAAAUUUCCAAUAACGGAACAUAGAUAAUAGCCAUUUAACACUUGUUGCUUGUUUAUGAAAUUAGCCCAUUAUAUAUGAUAAUUAUAUUAAUCCCCAUUCCGCUUACCAAAAUAUGCAGGUGUUUUCUUUAUGGAGCAACUUAUUUUAAAACGAACCAAAAACUUAAUAUUGAAAAUUAGGAUCAGGUCAUAGCAGUGUUUGUAAUGCCUAUGAUAUUUUCAAGAAAUUGGAAAGAUUGCAUUCCAUUAGCAGUCUACUUUGCUGGUGUGUAUGGCAUUGUAUGGCAUUAACCUUCGUACUGUGUUUAUACUGCUGCAUAGCAAGUACUUUUUUAUGUGCAUAUUCUAAAACUUUUGCAUAUAUAUGGAAUUGUUAUUUCUCGAAUGAAGACAAGUUGAAUUUUGUUAUACCAUGCUAUUGCUUAAAAACAUCUUGAUCAGAUUUUUGGCUGAAGUGAUUUGUUGAAAUUCUUUAGGAAAUGGAAUGUUCCUUUUGUAGUUGUUUGGAAAGUUUGAAAUUGAUGGAACCUUGAAAGAAUGUUACAAUAGCAACACGGUGUUUAUUGUGGGGAAAGAAAAUUUCAUUUUGCUUCGUGCAGAAGUAAUAGAUGUUUUAGGUGUAUCUCUAAAUGAUGAUUCAUUUGCCAAAUGGAUUUUCCGCUUGUGGCCCUUAUCUUUUAAGUAUUUCGAUUUCAAAUGUCAUACAAUGUAUAAUUUACAAUGAUUUAUAAUGUAUACGCAUGAUUAAGUUGAAUAGAAAUCACAUCUGAAAGCACCAUUGUGAGCACUGAAGGGACCUUCUGUGAUUAAAAAGCGAUUUGCUAAUCGCUUUGUAUUUCGCAACACGUUAUGACAAAAUCUUACCUUUUGAUUCAGUCAAGGUUCCCUGUUUGUUUGAUACCUGGCGUUUGAAUUUACAUUCUACUCUCUUAAACGAGGACGUUGUAGUUGUAAAAACAGCCGGAAACUAAUUAACCUAGAACUUAUUUGAACUCGUUGUUAUAUACAGGCCCGUCGCUAGCAAUCGUGCCCAAGUGAGGUUUCCUAGUCCCAUUUGCAAACAAAGUGGGUAAGCCAUCCAUUGGAAAUUUACCAACUAAGCGCUCCUAUAUGGCAAAAAACUCCUCGUUUUUGCAAUGGAAAUUUCCAAGAGGGGUGUCACCCCAUGCGCCCCCCCUAUAGUGCCGGGCCUGGUAAUAUAUUUAGUAUCAAAUGUAAUUUAAAACCACAGGAACAGUUAACUCGAGGACAAAACCCUAAACUAAGAGUGUUCUGAAUUUAGUUUC